Cannabis sativa is the source of this 1854-nucleotide messenger RNA. Its product is annotated as putative F-box protein At3g23970. The coding region runs from base 208 to 1713 and encodes 501 amino acids. The record is from RefSeq and is a predicted model, not a curated record. The transcript is spliced from 2 exons. NCBI's taxonomy places the organism in Eukaryota, Viridiplantae, Streptophyta, Magnoliopsida, Rosales, Cannabaceae. Gene Ontology annotation, molecular function: protein binding.
UGAAAAAUUAAGGAACUUACCUAUUUAUUUGAAGUCAGAUUUGAACUUACCUAUUUUCGGUAUCGAUUGCCUCUCUCUCUCUCUCUCUGGGUUUCUCUCUCGUCUGGUCACUGCCGAUAAUCAGCAGCUGUAGAAUCACCAACCACGGCAGGUUGUACUUAGAUUUUUGUAACGAGUUAAUAUAUUGCAUAAACUCGACCAAGAACAAUGUAUAACCCUAAGUGGGAUGGAAUAAUUCCUAUGAAGAAAGGAUUGUUCAUGUUAGGAUUGAAGAACAAGAAGAAGAAGAAGAAUAAGAGAUUAGCAAAAGCAGUCAUGAAGAAAGCAAAAAGUAAUUUAUCCGAAUCAGAAUCGAUCAUGAGUGUGAUGAACAACGAAGAUCUUUUGCUCGAAAUACUGAUCCGACUUCCUGAUUUCAAGAAUGUUAUCAAGCUUAGUAGUGUGUGCUUUAAAUGGCACUCUCUGUCUCAUCAACCACACUUUCUCCAAAACUUCAUUCUUCAUCACAGCCUUAAACAAGAAGAAGAAGAAGAAGAAGAAGUUGUUUUGGAUUCUUCCUAUGUUCUUUUGAUGAGAGGUAAUUACGUUACCACUGGUCCCGAAGCAAGCUCUUGCUUCCACAAACGUACAAUCCAAAACAUCUUCUCCAAUACAUCAAAGAUUCUCUUCCCAUCUCUGUCCACAAAUAGUUUUCUAGAAUUCUUUGAUCGGCCCAAAGCUCACAUAUUAUCUUCUUUUCAAGAUUUGCUACUCCUUGAAGAAAGGCUUUUUCUAUUCUGUGUCAUAAACCCAAUAACCAAGCAAGUGGUUGAACUUCCUCUCUGUCCCAAAACACUGUACAAUGACUACACAUGUUUUGUUGAAGGCAUUACAUAUAGAUGUGGCUUUGUAGCUAAUAACCAGGGCAACUUCAAGGUUGUGUUAAUCACUUCAGAUAAUGCUCCUAAUCGCGAGUUUCGCGGAUCUAUCUUCUGUUCUGAGACCAAAGAAUGGAGUUGUUGUUUCAAAUUACUAUUUCCAUUCAGAUUAUAUGAUUGGCAUCCAACACCUAUUGGAUGCAGCAAUGGAGUCAUAUACUGGCCAUUUGGGGGUUCAUGUUUUCAAGGAAUAGCAGCAUUCGACACCAGUACUACUCAAUGUUGUUCGGUUGUCAUGCCACCAGAGUUCGACACAACUUUAUGGCGCAAUGCUGCGUUUGGUGUUCGUCUUGGAGUAGUUCAAGGUCAUUUGCGUCUGUUGCAGCUGUUUUUAGAUGAAGAGGCCGCGGGGGGUCUCCAUGUUCUCAGAGCAUGGGAUUUAGUUCAAUCUUAUUCAUCGCCAUCACCAUGGAUUAUGGUUAAAGAUGUUAGAUUGAAAUGGGGAGCAUAUGAAAAUAUGGCAUUGUUUCCCAUUGCAUUCCAUCCCCAAGAUGAAGAUGUUAUUUUCUUGAAAAGAGUACUAAUCAAUGAUAAGGAUUAUAAUGCUCUUGCUGCUACUGACAACUUUGAGAAUGAUAAUAACAAUGUUGAUAUCUGUCUGUACAGAUUUGGGAGAAGAUGUUAUGAACAUGUCUGUUACUGUCCAUUCGCCGAAAACACUCGAAGUCCUCGCGUUUUGCCGCUGCUUGUUCAUGGUUGGCCUACAAGAAUGCCUCCUCUGGAUACCAAGCAUCCUCCACCAGGUUUUAGAUUAUCAAAUUCAUACAUUCAUAGUAUCAGAUCGAUAUAUCAAUAGUGUUUAAACUUUAUUUAAAUUUAUUUGAUUAAAGUACUUUGUUGAUGUUUGUUUCUUAAGUGAACAAAUUAUGAUGAUGAGUUGAGACUAGAUGUCAUUUUUUGUUAUUAAUUUUAUCCAUUUUAGUACAUUUUUCAGCUG